AGCGCUGCGCUCCUCCGGCUGCUGGGGACAGACCCGGGGACACUCGCAAGGAUGGCCUCGGACAGCGACAGCGCCAAUCCCCACGGCAUGAAUCCUCACCUCCGGGUCAACGGGCCCAUGAACAUCAACCACUACGCCACCAAGAAGAGUGUGGCGGAGAGCAUGCUGGACGUGGCACUCUUCAUGGCCAAUGUCACCCAGCUCAAAGCUGUGCUGGAGCAGGGCACGUCCUUCCAGUACUACGCCACCCUCAUCGUGCUCAUCAGCAUCUCCCUCUUCUUCCAGGUGCUGAUUGGGAUUCUCCUGAUCAUCACUGCUCGUUUGAACCUGAAUGAUAUUGCAAAGCAACCCCGCCUGAACAUACUCAACAACGCUGCCACAGCUCUCAUCUUCAUCACAGUCAUCCUCAACAUCUUCAUCACAGCCUUUGGGGUGCAGAAGACUGGCCUCUACCCUAGCAGGAAUUUUGGCCCUUAUUAAUUCAUGGGGCAAUGGACUCAGGAUCUGAGCAGUGCAGCUCUCCUCCAUGCUUCCACUGACCUCAGCAGGAGUCCAUGGAUGAAUCCAGGAAACUGGGUUAAACUUCAAAACUCUGUGUGUAUCAUAGCAUACCGGCCCCUUGCUGUAAUGCUUUUGCAGUUCUGAGGGGUAGGAACAUUGCCUUUCCAAGCUAGGACAAACUUUGCAAGAGAAAACUGCAGGAACAGCAGCAGGUAUACAUUUUGAAAGUGCAGCUCUGUAAAUCUCUUUUCUUAUUUUAGCUGCCUGCUUCACAUAUUCAAUAUUAGCUCAUUUGGUAGAGAAGACUGAAUGAUUUACUUUGUAGGCUAAAUAAAUAAGUCCAGUUCUUUUUUGUCUCAAACAUAAGUUGGUGCCCUUAAAGCAAUUCUAUGUAAUAGUUUACCUCCCAAAUGUUGGAAUGGAUUUCUCAAACUAAAAAAGAAGUUUUCCUAGGAGGAUAGAAUGGUGUGUGUGAAGAUAGCUAGAACCAGUUCAAAUGUUUUCCUAGUUGUUUAAAAUUAAAUGUUACACAGUUAAGAAAACAAUCAGAUAUUUCCAGCACUGGGAUAUUAACAAGGACAGAAAAUAAUUAUAGUGGUCUGAUGUCAUCAUCAGUGACCUAUCAGGAAUGAUGUCAGAAUAGCCUGACAAUACUUAAUAGAAAAUGAAGAAACAUUAUACAUAAGGCCACAGCCUAGGCUUAUUGCUGCAAUGAAAAAUUACAGUUAAAUAGCUUAUUACUUUAUUUUAAAAAUCACCAUUAUGAUUUAUUCUUAUCACUAAUAUAAAUGUUUUAAAAUGUAUUUGGUUUAUAAUGACAGCUCUGGUAAUUCUCUUGUAUUAGAACCAUUUGUUUCCAUAAGAAAAAAAUCCUUUGAAUUAAUGAGUUUCAAGACUUUUAUGAAAGAGUAAAAAUUUUCAAUCUUAAAUUUUUUAACUCUAUAGUCAUGCUAAAAAAUGGUAUUUUAAUAGCCUUAUGUAAGCCUAUUUAAAUAAUUACAUGCUCUUUUGAUUAUUAAAUGAUUUUUCCAUUGUA
Molecule: messenger RNA, 1537 nt
Organism: Agelaius phoeniceus (red-winged blackbird)
Lineage: Eukaryota; Metazoa; Chordata; Aves; Passeriformes; Icteridae
Gene: NINJ2
Product: ninjurin 2
Biological process (GO): tissue regeneration; cell adhesion
Cellular component (GO): membrane
Source: RefSeq, a predicted model, not a curated record